Messenger RNA from Trypanosoma grayi, 912 nucleotides. RefSeq lists its product as hypothetical. The transcript has a single exon. Lineage: Eukaryota; Euglenozoa; Kinetoplastea; Trypanosomatida; Trypanosomatidae. The record is from RefSeq and is a predicted model, not a curated record. The coding region runs from base 1 to 912 and encodes 303 amino acids.
AUGCAAACAGGGGUGCUGGACGGGCAUGUGCCGAGCAGCAAAACCUCCUUCCACGUGUCGGACUCUAUCGGUUUGCUGUGCCCAAACGUGCACUGCCCACACCGCACUGCCCUGGAAGGCGAACGGUACACGUCGAUGCAGCUGGUGGCUGUCAACCGUGUGCUAGAGGACGGCCAGCGCUAUCUCACUGUGAACAACGAGAGACUAGAGGUAGAGCUGCGUGCCAAAAAUCAUCAGCUGCAGCAGUUGGACGCUCUCGCCACACGGGAAGCCAUGCGGCGAGAGGAGUUGGAGCGGCAGCUCACUGAACUGCAGCAGACAAUGGACAAAAGACAUGGCGCAGCACAGUGUAAUGUGGAGGCACAGGCAGCAGAGCUGGAGCGCCUGCAACAGGAGAAGAAGCUUCUCGUGGAGCAGGUGCUGCAGCUUCAGGGUGCAUUAGACGAGAUGGUGCGGCUCAACGAGGCACUUCAGUUUGCGCUUCAGGUGCCUGACCCGCAGGCACCGAAAGCUGUUCCACUGGGGGUAAACAAAGCAGUGGCAGAAGUGGAGGUUGUGUUGCCUCGCUCAAAGGCGCCUCGGGUAGACGCGCGGCGUUCACGGAGCUCUUCAGCGCCAUCAGCUUUCGCUUCCAACUCGGGUUCUCUUUCCUCAGUGGCAGCUGGAGUACGCGGGAGCACACACAAGCCAAGGCACGAGGGUGAUGAUGGCGAUGCUAACGAUGACAUUGGCGGAGGGAAUGAGGAACUAGACACGCACAUCAAUAGCGGCAGUGGCGGAGAUAAAGAUUUCGCUUACGCGGAAGAUGUUCAGCGUGGUGGCGACGAGACGGCGAUGCACUCGAUGCAGAACGUCGUCUCUGACUUGGCAGCGCUGCGGGACUACUUGAACUCGCUGGGGCCAAAGUCGUGA